Molecule: messenger RNA, 721 nt
Organism: Nomascus leucogenys (northern white-cheeked gibbon)
Lineage: Eukaryota; Metazoa; Chordata; Mammalia; Primates; Hylobatidae
Gene: RNASE9
Product: ribonuclease A family member 9 (inactive)
Molecular function (GO): nucleic acid binding
Source: RefSeq, a predicted model, not a curated record
GCCCCGCACAGGAAACUGAAGCAAGCACAUUAUCACAGUAGAACAUAUCUCCUUAUCUCUUUUCGUGUCUACAGGAAAAAUGAUGAGAACUCUGAUCACCACACACCCACUGCCCCUGCUUCUAUUGCUGCAGCAGCUGCUGCAGCCAGUGCAGUUUCAAGAGGUGGAUACAGAUUUUGAUUUCCCAGAAGAUAAAAAAGAAGAAUUUGAAGAGUAUUUGGAACAAUUUUUUAGUACAGGGCCCACCAGACCACCUACCAAAGAAAAAGUCAAAAGACGUGUCCUUAUUGAACCUGGAAUGCCAUUAGAUCAUAUAGACUACUGUAAUAGUGAAAUCAUGAGAAAAAAUGUUUACUACAAACACCGUUGUGUGGCGGAACAUUACUUCCUUCUUAUGCAAUAUGACGAGCUCCAAAACAUCUGUUACAACAGAUUUGUGCCAUGUAAGAAUGGAAUUAGGAAAUGUAACAGGAGCAAAGGUCUUGUAGAAGGAGUGUAUUGUAAUUUAACAGAAGCAUUUGAAAUUCCAGCGUGUAAAUACGAAUCAUUUUAUAGGAAGGGCUAUGUCCUUAUCACUUGUGCAUGGCAAAAUGAACUACAAAAACUGAUUCCUCAUACUAUAAAUGACCUCGUGGAGCCAACUGAACACAGAAGUUUCCUCGGUGAGGAUGGUGUCUUUGUCAUACCGCCCUAGCAGAGUGUUCUCUGAGAGCUUAGGGUG